Molecule: messenger RNA, 860 nt
Organism: Cyphellophora europaea CBS 101466
Lineage: Eukaryota; Fungi; Ascomycota; Eurotiomycetes; Chaetothyriales; Cyphellophoraceae
Product: S-adenosylmethionine decarboxylase proenzyme
Exons: 2
Biological process (GO): spermidine biosynthetic process; spermine biosynthetic process
Cellular component (GO): cytosol
Molecular function (GO): adenosylmethionine decarboxylase activity
Source: RefSeq, a predicted model, not a curated record
AUGGUAAACAUUGGGAUUCCCAAGAACUAUACUGCGUCUCCUACGGAUUUGCACGCGUCGGCGUCUUUGACCAGCCGCUCCAUCAAUCAUGAGGCUAUCACCGAUCUAGAUUCGAGCAAUGCCUUUGAAGGCCCCGAGAAAUUGCUUGAGGUCUGGUUCGCGCCCUCGCCAAAUGACCUACUCGAUUGCACUGAGCCUAAGGGCCUGAAGGCUGUCCCAGCCGAGGUCUGGAAGACCAUGCUCGAUCUUGUCCACUGCCAGGUUCUGUCAAUCGUCGAAAGCGAGGAUGUCGAUGCUUACCUCCUGUCGGAAUCAAGCAUGUUCGUCUUUCCCCAUAAGCUCAUCUUGAAGACAUGUGGGACCACCACCUUGCUGUGUGGCUUGCCACGCAUCUUAGAGAUUGCCACAUUGUUCGGCGGCUUUCCUCGCAACACCGCACCCCCCAAUCCGGGAAUUCUGGUUGCUGCUGCUCCCUAUCGCGUCUUUUACAGCCGCAAGAACUUCUUGUUCCCUGAUCGCCAGAAGGGUCCUCAUCGCAGCUGGAGGGACGAGGUCCACACUCUCGACAAGUUGUUCCUUCAUGGCAGCGCCUACAUGAUUGGCAAAAUGAAUGGUGACCACUGGUAUCUGUACCUCACCGAACCAUUCACCAUGCUCACUCCUCCGGCCAGUCCCCAGAGUAUGGACAGCCCCGGUACCGAAACGAAAGUCAUCGAUCUGCCGUCUUCGCUUGUUACAGAUCGUGCGGCCAAGGUGUGCGAGGGAGAAGAUGAGACUCUGGAAGUCCUGAUGACAGACCUUGACGAGGAUAACGCCAAGCAGUUCUACCUCGAAAACGCGAGUGCGGUCGCGGCUGAGAG